Molecule: messenger RNA, 1744 nt
Organism: Microdochium trichocladiopsis
Lineage: Eukaryota; Fungi; Ascomycota; Sordariomycetes; Xylariales; Microdochiaceae
Product: aldehyde dehydrogenase domain-containing protein
Exons: 3
Coding region: 202-1716 (504 amino acids)
Molecular function (GO): oxidoreductase activity, acting on the aldehyde or oxo group of donors, NAD or NADP as acceptor
Source: RefSeq, a predicted model, not a curated record
UCGCCAAGACCCAUCUGGCCAGGACAGUCCACCACCCCACAAUGAGACAAAUAUUAUCCAUGGUGAGGGAUUAGUUGUACCCGACUAAAUAUCAAGGACGUGAACUCCUGUGGGCUUUUGUGACGAAAAAUUUUCUUGACUUGACACUGUCUAGUAGUCCUGAGCACGCACGAACGUGACAAAGACAAAACUCCCCACAACAUGCCGUCAGAUUUAAUAGUACGCCUCACCGCGCCGAACGGACGACAGUAUGAUCAGCCGACCGGUUUGUUCAUCAACAAUGAAUGGGUUGCGUCAUCGGAUGGAGGCAAGAUCACAAGCAUCAAUCCAUCAAACGAGCAAGACAUCAUAGCCGUACACGCCGCCACCACGCAGGACGUCGACCUUGCGGUCCGUGCCGCCCAUCAGGCUCUACGACACCCAUCAUGGGCAAGCCUGGCUGCGAGCGACCGGGGCAAGCUGCUGUACCGGCUGGCGCAGCUCGUCGACGACCACCGCGAAACGCUGGCGACGAUCGAGACAUGGGACAACGGGAAGCCGUACUCGGCGAGCCUGGGCGAGGACAUGGUCGAGGUCUCCGAGACGCUGCGGUACUAUGCGGGCUUUGCGGACAAGAACUUUGGCCAGGUGAUCGAGACGACGGCGGACAAGUUUGCGUAUACCGUGCGCGAGCCUGUCGGGGUUUGUGGGCAGAUCAUCCCUUGGAACUACCCCUUGGCGAUGGCGGCCUGGAAACUCGGCCCAGCACUGGCCUGCGGCAACACCGUCGUGCUCAAGCCAGCCGAGCAGACGCCGCUGUCGAUCCUCUUCUUCGCCAACCUCGUCGCUGAGGCCGGCUUUCCCGCGGGCGUGGUCAACAUUGUCAACGGGCUCGGCAGCGUCGCGGGGGCCGCGCUCGCCGAGCACCCGCUCGUGGCCAAGAUUGCCUUUACGGGGUCGACGGCGACGGCACGGGCCAUCAUGCGGUCGGCGAGCGGCACGCUCAAGAACAUGACGCUCGAGACGGGCGGCAAGAGCCCGCUGGUCGUCUUUGACGACGCAGACGUCGAGCUCGCGGCCGAGUGGGCGCACGCGGGCAUCAUGUCGAACCAGGGCCAGAUAUGCACGGCCACGUCGCGGGUCCUGGUGCAGCGCGGGGUGUACGACGCGUUCCUCGAGGCGUUCAAGGCACGGGUCCGCGACAUCUCGAGGGUCGGGGACCCCUUUGACGAGGCGACGUUCCAGGGCCCGCAGGUCACGAGGGCGCAGAUGGAACGGGUGCUGGCGUACGUGGACGUGGGCGUGAAGGAAGGGGCGACGCUGGAGAUGGGCGGGAGGGAGAGGCUGGUGGUGGGCGGGCAGCAGAAGGGGUUCUAUGUGCAGCCGGCUGUGUUUACCAACGUGACGCCGCAGAUGCGGGUGUUCCAGGAGGAGGUGUUUGGGCCAUUCGUCGUGCUGGCGGCGUUUGAGAGCGAGGACGAGGUGGUCGCGCUGGCCAACGACUCGCAGUACGGGCUGGGCAGCGCGGUCUUCACGAGGGACCUCACCAGAGCCCACCGGGUCGCAAGACGCAUCGAGGCGGGCAUGGUGUGGAUCAACUCGAGCAACGACAGCGACUGGCGGGUGCCGUUUGGGGGGGUCAAGCAGAGCGGGAUUGGACGCGAGCUGGGCGAGGCCGGGCUGGCAGCAUACUCGACGAUCAAGGCGAUACACGUCAACAUGCGGUCCAAGCUGUAGGUUUAAUGAAUAUCACACCAAACGUGGA